Molecule: messenger RNA, 2136 nt
Organism: Ostreobium quekettii
Lineage: Eukaryota; Viridiplantae; Chlorophyta; Ulvophyceae; Bryopsidales; Ostreobiaceae
Source: the annotation of a GenBank genome assembly
AUGGCACGUGAGCUGCCCGAUGUCCCUGAACAUUCAACCGGAAGACAUGGUGGUCACUGGGAACCGUUGGAAGAAUCGAGCACAUUUGAUUCUGCAUGCGAUGUCUCCCAAGGACCUCAAGCUUCUGGCAGGAAAUGCGCCCUUUCCAGAAAGAACCUGUCGGAGGGCUUUGAGGGGCACAACCGAAUGUUCAGCCUUUGGCUGCAUGUUCUAACGGGCGUCGUGGUCUUCGUUGUUGUCAUCGUCAACGACCCAAUCUACGACCAAAUUAGCGGCACACUCACAGCAGCCAAAAUCCAGAUUGGCGUUUGGGAGGAGAUCAACGAAUAUUUCGGUUUCUUCGUGUUUGGGCUGUUCGCAUUUGGAGUGCUCUCGCUCAACAUCGUGAACUACCGCUGCUGGACAGCACGCAGGCGCGAUGGGUUCGUGGCAGUUGCAAUAUUCUGCCUGAUGUGCAUGCAUGGACAGAUCGGAGCCACUUCCUUGAGUCCAUUGCUCGAAGAGCCCACACCGGGCAACGUGUUUGUAGCCGCUUCUAUUUUGAUUUGCGCGCUGGUUGUGGACCAGUUCUUCGUCCGGCAGUUUCUCUCGCCGUGUUGGAGUUCAAGCGACGAUCCGGACUGCCGGACCGAAGCAGGGACGACGCAAGAGGAAGAGCAGUGGAGCUUUGUUGAGUUGCUCGGCAUGCUCUGUGAGGGAACGAAAGCCGUGGUGAUGUUCUACAUGGGCCUGGCAUGGGGCGCCGUUGUUUGCGCCUGGCGCCUCGUUGGCAGUGCCAGAAGGCUGCCCCAGUGGACUGGACACCAGUUCGAGCGAGUUCGCCACGCCGCCAGGGCUCGUUGGGAAUCUGUGAGGGAGGAUGACUCAUAUCUUCAUUCUGUGUGGAUGAUAUCUGCCCUUGGGGUGUCCGGCGUCGCCAUCGGCUUCUUCUCUCUGACCAUACCUCUCGGAUGGGCGGAGGCCGUCAAGGGCUACGAGCGUCACCGCGACUGCCUCGGGAGGCACAAGGGGCUGUACCAAGACUUGCUUUUGUUUGCGGGCUACGGGGACAGAGAGUACUACUACGGCCGGAUUUUUGAAGGGGGGGAGACCAACGACACGGCCGUGGAGUCGUUUUACCAUGAGUUGGCCGAAGGCGCCGCCACUGCUUCCGUGCACCAGGGAAAUGACUGCAAGUGGCCGAGAUACUUGAACGAGUUGUACUCUGUGGUGGACACCAGGCUUGAGGACGGCGCCCACAGCGGCAGAGACUCCCGCGACCCAAUCUGGGCGUUCAAGGACAGCACCACGGGCAAGUUCGUCCUGUACGUGGACGCCACCAUUCGCGCCUCCGGGGUUUCCGUCUGGGUCGGGUUCGCCGUGGCCGCCCUGUUUGGCAUCAAGUCCCUGCUGUCCGUCCUGGCGCGCUACAAGUUCCUCACGCAGAUGCUGGUCCAGGUGCUGCCUUCCAGGCUGCCCAACGGGCGGCAAAGGCUGAAGUGGGGGAGCGUCGAGCGGGCGCUGGCCUCAAGGGACUCCCUGGACGUCCGACACACGCGGUGCGCCACCUGGGAGGAGCUCAACGAUGAGUACUCCCUCAGCUCGGCCUCCCUCUUCCUCGGCGUGUGGGUCAGCACGGCCGUCUUCCAGCUGAUCCUUAUCGGCGGCCUGGCGACGUGGGUGCUGGCGUCGCUGAUUGCCUGGCGACGACUGUGGGCGCUCGUGGAGGGGCUGGUUCCCUUACUGGUGGUCUACGUGCUCCUGCUACUGUUCGACUGGCUCGUGAAGAUAUCCGGGCCCCUGCUGGACCGCGCAGUCUUCGAGGACCACCAGCUGAGGAGGCCCGUCCUCUGGGCGCUGUACACGCUGGUGCGCUCCGCGCUGGGCCUCGCGGUCGGCCUGCUGUUCGCCCUGUGGCGCCUGCUGCUGCUCAUGGUCAUGGGCUUCGUCAACUUCAACAGGCUCGACAAGCUGGUGCUGCCCCUUCAGCUGGAUCAGGGACACAAGAGCCUGUUCUCCAUGGCGAUGAUGAACGCCAUGCUGCAGAAGGAUGCCGAGGGGAGCGUCGCGACGAACGGCGCCAACAGCAACGAAGGCGGGGACACCGAUAGUGCGAAUGUGGGGGAGGCAGCGUCUAGCUCGGUGUCGGGAGUGUAG